UAGAACGGGCCCUAAAAACCCUAGCAAGUCCGCAGCGCUUCGACCGUUCAUCCCAAAAGACCACAAGCCCCUUCGCCGACACAGGCAGGCAGGCUCCUUGCCAUCCGUGAGAUGGCGGCGGAGAUGGAAGCCACCGAGGCCGGUGGGCUGGCCGGCGAAAUGGAGGUUGAGGCUUAUCGCCGCCUCUUCCCCCUCGUCUUUCUCGAGCGCCACCUCCGCAAGUCCGUUCGCCCGGACGCGCGGCGCACCGACAAGGCCCGCCCAACCACCGUCGCCCUCGGCACCGUGUCGUCCGCCCACGGCUCCGCCCUCGUGCGCCUCGGUGACACCCCAUGCUCGCGUCGAUCAAUCUCGAGCUGGGGAGUUCCACAUGCCGCCUAUCUGCUCCCCACUUGUCAGACCAGGACGGCCGGCGGAGGUGGCGCCGGUCAUCUCCAGGACCCUAGAGGACAUCCUCAUGAGGACUAA
Oryza brachyantha (malo sina) is the source of this 468-nucleotide messenger RNA. Its product is annotated as exosome complex component RRP43-like. Lineage: Eukaryota; Viridiplantae; Streptophyta; Magnoliopsida; Poales; Poaceae. Bases 112 to 468 code for a protein of 118 amino acids. The transcript has 4 exons. The record is from RefSeq and is a predicted model, not a curated record.